Molecule: messenger RNA, 2838 nt
Organism: Colletotrichum scovillei
Lineage: Eukaryota; Fungi; Ascomycota; Sordariomycetes; Glomerellales; Glomerellaceae
Exons: 1
Coding region: 703-1905 (400 amino acids)
Source: RefSeq, a predicted model, not a curated record
UGCCUUUGACCUGCUUCAAUGUGCCUCCGCAUUGGCCAGAACCGCCUGCCUUGGCGACUUGCCCGCCCUUGCCUCCCCUCAACUGUGGGGUCAGCCCCCCGACCGAACUCACUACCUCACGCAGUCAAGGCAGUAUCCGUCACCCGGGAAGGUCGACACCAGCCUUUUCCAGGUGGAUCUGGACCUGUUGGCCCUUGACUUCCUUGGGAUCUGGGACGGGAGAGGGGGGGCAGCCACGGAGCCAUCGAGCGUGGGGCCGCCGACUCUGCGUAACUCGACGGAGACCAUACCUUACCUUAGACUUUGUCGUCUCGCCCUCGCCUCUCACACCUGCUUCUCAUAAUAGUCGCGACUUUUCCUCCUCUUCUUUUCUGCGAUCCCCUCUCUCUACUGUGUAUUAACUCAUACCUCACAUCUUACACCACUUACUUACCACUCUGCCCAGACCCAACUACAAAGGCAGAGAUUUCCAAGUCAGGCUGAACUGAACACCAGGACACCCAGUAGCGCUGCCGCAUGUGAUACCUACUGUCACGAGUGCCGCCGCCAACACAUACACACAACCAACCACCACAGUCGCUCAGACUGAACCAGUGGCAUCUCGCCUCCUCAAAUAUCUUACAUCUCCCGCCCGGCAAGGAGUGGCCGCGAGGGAGCGAUAUCUCUGCAAAGCAUACCCUUACCUGUAUCACAACCACAAUCAUGACUUCAACCACCACACCAAUGCCCAACAUCGGCGGCCUGUUGGCUCCAUUACUGCCUGCUCUCGUGCCAGCAAGCAUCUCCAAACAGCCCGCCAUCGGCGUCUUGCCUCUUCUCAGCCCUAUUCUGAGGCAAAGAGUCCAACUUCUUUCAGAGGCCAGCACUGAGCCAUGGCUCCGUCUCCUCGCAUAUGACACCGACAAGGCGGCGCGCCUGGCAGAGAUUGUUCAGAGCGGCAGGCUAGAACCUCAUCCCGUAUCUGGCGAGGUUGAGGUAGACUGGGAAUAUGACGCGAAGACGAGGUACAGGCGGCUCGAUCUCGAGACCCUGCAGGCCUUUGUUGCUCUCGAAGAGCUCGAGUUGACCUUCCAACUAAUCUACUGCGUCGGCGACAAGGACGGCGGCGGCGACGGCUGGAGGAUCGGCGAGGUUAGCGUCACCGACAAGGCGGCACCCUUUGGAACUUUUGGCGGCUAUUCGACCAUCGCUGAGGCCGAAAAGGCCUAUGCAGACGAAAAGUCAAAGGCGACGACGACGUCAAAGGCAGCAGCCAGCUCAGCGUACAACGACGCUGCCGAGGCGGAUGACGACGAGGACGAUGGCUACUGGGACAGAUAUGAUGCAACUCCCGCCCGCACGCCAGCUAACGAGUCCCCCGCCGCCGUCAAGCGUUCCCCCGCGCCGCACGUACCACAGGCGUCGCAGCUGGGCCAGUUCCGAACCGACUCGGCAGAGGAUGCGUACUAUGCGCAAUAUGAUUCAGUGCAACCGGCAAUGGACGCUCACGAUCCCGACGAAGAGGUUGAGGGUUUCGAAACGGCCCCUCCUCUGGGACUUGGCGCUGUCGUAGGCCAGCAUAACUCGGAUCAGGGUCUGAACGAGACAAACGGCUCCUGGACGCUGGCUGAACCCCCGCGGUCGCCCUCAAUUCACAGCCAGAUUGACGAGGACAGGGCUGCUGUACUCCUUCACCCGCGCCCGGCUUCGAGCGCUAGCAGCAACGGCAGCCGCUUGGUCGAGAAGCUCGAGGAGAGCGUGGGCAAGCAGGACCAGAACGAGUUCGGCGUGAAGCAGCACGUGUCGAGGAGCAUUCGCAGUCUCUUCCUGCUGGCUCGUUCGUCUGGUAUCGACAGGGAAGAGUUUGAGCGUUUGGUGAAGACGGAGCUGGAUGUCCUUGGCAUGAUUGAAGACGACGAGGUUUGAAGUUUCGAGGCUGGCGGACUUUUCUUGUAUAUGACGUUUCUCCUCCUCGGUGGUGCUCCGUGGGGAUUUCCGCGGUAUCAGGCUGUCAUUCGGCAUAGGAUUGGGUUGGGCUGCAUGUAACGGGGCGUUUAUCCAUGGUCAUAUCUUUGAAUACUGAGGUUUAAACAAAUAUCUCGUAAAAAAAUGGUAUCAAGUGAAAAGAAGUCCAAGUUAUAGCGGAGAAAGCAGCUGCUACCGGGAAACGUGGUAGCAUAUAGGAAGGAAACGCUCAACAAUUCCCGUAGUCUGAUGAGCGAACCCCGGCGCUGAUGGUAGUUGAGUACAAGUCGGGGAAGAAGAUGUUGUCCAACAAAGUGCCAACGUUAGGCUUGCUGACCGAAUGAAAACUUGAGGAAGACGGAGCGUGAUAAGGAACAAGAAUGGGCGCCUCCGAGUUGAUCGUAAAGACAUAGGUCCAUAAGUUGAAGAGUAGGUAAGAGUAGUCGCAUCAAGGUAGUCGUCUAUUUGGCCGGUCCCAACGCUUGUGAACCUUCCAGCAUGCCUCGGUCUGAGAUAGGGAAGAGGGAGGGGAGCGGGGGGGUUCGAAAUGAACCGACGGCUGUCCAACCGCAUCGCCCCUACUAGGUAUAGGGAGUCUCGAUCGUCUGAUCUCUGACAUUCCUCGCGACGAACGAAUGGGGGAGACUCCGGUGUAGGCUGUAUCUAAUUACGGCAUCCACGUUCAUGAUGCACUGUUGAUGAAGAUUUUCGACAUGGAUUCCUCUUGUUGCUGGGAGCAUAUCAGGUGAUUUGCUGGUUCUGGAUCUCGGCCCAUGGGGACACUCGCCAGUGGAGUGAUAAGUGUUGUCCGAUGACGCUUGAUGAGAGAAGAUGCGUGUAGGUUUACAGCGCCCCCUUCACGCAGAACUCGGAAGGGGGAUCAUACUGUGUAAG